AUGGCGCCAGCUGUGGAAAAUCCGUCUAAGGCAACCCACGAUGCCCUACGCUCCUACCGCACCGCAGAGAAGGUGAUCAAUGAGGAGUUCAAAAUAUGGAAAAAAACCAGUCCUUUAUUGUACGACUUGGUGUAUUCGUAUGCUCUUGAGUGGCCUGCUUUGACUAUUGAUUGGCUACCCGGAACCUCUACUAAUGAUGACGGAACUCUCAGUGCCCAGUUCAUCUCUGGAACACACACCUCUGGCAACGCAGAUGACUAUUUGAAGCUCUACUCGGUCGACUUACCUGCUACAUUGGCAGGUGGUGCUGCUAUUUCCAUUCCGUCUUCGCCAUCUGGCUGCAAAUUCAAGGAAGUCAAGUCCUGGAAACAUCCUGGUGAGGUUAACAAAGCCAGAUACAACCCAUUGUCGUCUACUAUCGCCACUAUGACCAAUACUGGAGCUGUGUUGUUGUAUUCUUUGGACCAAGCCCUACCCUUCAAAAAACUAGAGCAUCACACGAAAGAGGGUUAUGGCCUCGAGUGGCAUCCUUCGCGCCAGUCGUGGCUGCUGACCUCAACGGAAGACGCUAUAGUAGCCCUAUGGGAUGUUUCCUCGGCCUCUGAUAAGCCAUCUCAUGUGAUUGACUCACACACUGCCUCCGUCAACGAUUUGUCGUGGAACCCGCAAAUCCCAGACGUUUUCGCAAGUGUUUCGGACUCUUCUCACCUCCACCUCCAUGACCUGCGCUCAUCUUCUUUAUCGAAACCUAUCGUGGACGUUCAGGCCCAUGAUGGCGCAGUUAACUGUGUUUCAUUCCAUCCUGAAUUAUCCAACUUCUUGGUGACGGCCGGAGCCGAUGCGGUUGUGAAUGCCUGGGAUCUUAGAAAUCCUGCGACCCCAGUGCGGUCUCUAAGUGGUCAUUCAGCUCCGGUUACCCAAUUGGCUUUCAAGCCUAAUUCCUCAUAUCUGGCAUCCGCUGGAUCAGAUCGCCGGGUCUUGGUGUGGGAUUUCAGUUUGCUAGCACCUGGUGAUGAUUCCGAUGAGGACCAUCCUCCCGAACUGGUGUUCGUUCACGGAGGUCACACUACGCGUCUUGGAGAGUGCGCAUGGCACCCAGAUCUUUCCAAUGUGAUCGCCAGUGUUGCUGAAGAUGGUCUGGUGGAUGUGUGGAGACCACAUUUUGCUGAUGAUGAAAGUGAGAAGGAGAGCGAUGUUGAGAUGGAGGAGUAG
This is a messenger RNA of Kuraishia capsulata CBS 1993, 1212 nucleotides long. RefSeq lists its product as uncharacterized. Bases 1 to 1212 code for a protein of 403 amino acids. Gene Ontology annotation, biological process: regulation of gene expression. Gene Ontology annotation, cellular component: cytoplasm; Rpd3L complex; nucleus. The record is from RefSeq and is a predicted model, not a curated record. NCBI's taxonomy places the organism in Eukaryota, Fungi, Ascomycota, Pichiomycetes, Pichiales, Pichiaceae. Gene Ontology annotation, molecular function: histone binding. The transcript has 2 exons.